Microplitis mediator is the source of this 4674-nucleotide messenger RNA. It is a transcript of the gene Vinc, whose product is annotated as vinculin. NCBI's taxonomy places the organism in Eukaryota, Metazoa, Arthropoda, Insecta, Hymenoptera, Braconidae. Gene Ontology annotation, cellular component: actin cytoskeleton. Gene Ontology annotation, molecular function: actin filament binding; structural molecule activity. Bases 309 to 3548 code for a protein of 1079 amino acids. The transcript has 17 exons. The record is from RefSeq and is a predicted model, not a curated record. Gene Ontology annotation, biological process: cell adhesion.
UACCAGUACACAUAUUGCUGUAUACAGCCGUGCACUGCCAAGUUUUUUUUUUUUUUUAAAGUAAAUUGAGUUUUACACGACUACAGACUUAACGUCUUUUAUUUAAGUUUUUUAGUGAUUUUUAUUCUAAAAAAAAAAAAAAAAUUAUUUUCGUUAAUGACUCAAAGCUAUUUUUGUAAUUUUUGUUAUCAUUUUUUGAGUUAUUUUUAAAACUCAAGUAUUCAUUGUUGUAUUAAUUAAAAUUGUAUAGACUUAAUAAAUUAGCAAUUUGUUUAUAAAUAGAGGAAAUAAAUAAAUAUUUAUAAAAAAUGCCUGUUUUUCAUACAAAAACUAUUGAAAGCAUCCUCGAGCCUGUAGCACAGCAGGUUUCGAGACUUGUUAUUCUUCAUGAAGAAGCUGAAGAUGGAAAUGCCAUGCCAGAUUUGGAACGGCCUGUUUAUGCCGUCAGCAUGGCAGUUACAAAUCUUGUUAAAGUCGGAAAAGAAACAAUUAAUUCUUCGGACGAUGCAUUGCUUAAACAAGAUAUGCCAGCUGCACUUCAACGUGUUGAAGGUGCAUCAAGACUUCUUGAAGAAGCAUCUGCUCUACUGAAACACGACCCAUACUCUGGACCUGCUAGAAAAAAACUUAUUGAAGGUUCGCGAGGUAUUCUUCAAGGUACUAGUUCUUUGCUGUUGUGCUUCGACGAAAGCGAAGUGCGUAAAAUAAUUAGAGAAUGUAAAAGAGUUUUGGAUUAUUUGGCUGUUACUGAAGUAAUUGAAACAAUGGAAGAUCUGGUACAUUUUUUAAAGAAUCUUAGCCCUUGCUUAAGUAAAGUUUCACGUGAAGUAGGAGCAAGAGAAAAAGAGUUGACUCAUCAAGUUCAUCGUGAAAUUUUAAUACGAUGUUUAGAUCAAGUUAAAACUUUGGCACCAAUUUUAAUCUGUUCAAUGAAAAUUUUUAUCCAUAUAAUAUCUCAGGGUGGUAGAGGUGCUGAAGAAGCUGCAGAAAAUCGUAAUUAUCUUUCUAGCCGUAUGUCUGAUGAAUUAAAUGAAAUAAUACGUGUACUUCAAUUGACAACUUAUGACGAAGAGGAAUGGGAUGCUGAUCAAUUAACGGUAUUAAAAAAAGCUCAGAGUGCCAUAGAGUCUCGUGUAAGAACAGCUCAUGAUUGGUUAGACGAUGGUAGAGCCAUGCAAGGCGGAGUUGGUGAAAAAAGUCUGCGACAAAUUAUCGAACAAGCAAAUAAACUUGCUGAUCGUUAUCUUUCACCGUCACAAUCUGAUGCUAUGUCUAAACUAGCAUCUCAAUUAGUAACAAUGACUAAUGCACUUUGUGAAUUACGCCAGGAUGGAAAAGGAACAACUGUACAAGCAGAAUCACUUGCUCGAGGAAUUAAAGAAAAGCUUAAUGAACUUCGUUCCUCUGUAGCAUCGGCAAUCGUUGCAGCUGAUAAAUCAGGAACAGCUCAAACUGCUCAUACUGUUGCUGGUCGACUAGAGCAAGCUAAUAAGUGGCUUUUAAAUCCCCAACAUGAUGACAAAGGACUCGGACAACGUGCCAUAGCUAUGAUUAUUCAUGAAGGAAAAAAAAAUCAGCAAAGUUUACCAUACGUAAGUUUGUUAUUGUGUAGAAGAAUCUAUAAAAAUGUUGCUGAAGGCCUUCCAGGUAUUCAUAAAGCGGAAAUCCUACAGCUUUGCGAUGAAGUAGAGAAUUUAUCGCGUCAAUUAGCUGAUAUGUGUGCUUAUGGUCAAGGAAAUACACCACGUGCACAAGAAAUAGCACGGCAAUUAUCACAAAAACUUUACGAAUUAAAAAAUCGUAUUCAACAAGCAGUUGUGUCACGUGUAGUUGAAGAUUUUAUUGAUAUUACAACACCGUUAAAACAAUUUACCGAUGCUGUUUUAAUUCCCGAAGGCACACCAGGACGUGAACAAAAUUUCAAUGAUAAAACUCAUGCACUUCAAAUAUUUUCAAAUCGUGCUGUUAAAACAGCGCGUAUGGUAGCCGCGGGUGGUAGUAGUGGAAAUAAAAAAUUAGCUGAAGCAUUAUUAAAUAGUGCUUCUCAAGUUGAAUCAUUAACACCACAAUUAGUUAAUGCUGGACGUAUUAGAAUGAGUUAUCCAGAAAGUAAAGCUGCUGAUGAACACUUUGAAAAUUUACGUCAACAGUAUGCAGAGACAAUGCAGCGAACAAGAGCACUUUGUGAUGAAGCUACUGAUAGUGCUGAUUUUAUUCGUACAUCUGAAGAACAAAUGCAGAAACAUACUUUCCUUUGUGAGGAAGCUAUUGCUAAACAACAUCCACAAAAAAUGGUUGAUAAUACUGCUGCAAUUGCUCGUUUAGCUAAUAGAGUUAUUCUUGUUGCUAAACAAGAGAGUGACAAUAGUGAAGAUCUUUCAUUUAUUCAACGAGUUAAUCAAGCUGCUGAUGUUCUUCAGCACUGUGUUACACCUAUGGUGCAAGAUGCUAAAGCUGUUGCUAUGAAUAUUACCGAUGCUCCGUCUAUUUCACAUUGGAGGGAAAGCAAUCGUGCUCUGCUAAAUAGCGUAGGACAAGUUCGCAAAGCUCUGCAUCUUGAUCAAAGAACUUCUCCGGAUAUUUCGCAGCUGCGAAUUAGCGAUGAAGAUAAAGUGCCCCUACCUCGGCACACUUACUUUACAGAUAAAGUCGGUGAACCUUUGAAGAAUCAACCGUCACCCAGCAAUUUGGGCGCGGUCAGCCCUACAUUCAAUACUGGCAAACCGCAACAUCGUUCCAUCAGUCCUUUGCCUAAAUGGGCACGUGGAGGAGAUAAUCCAGACCUACUAUACCAGGAACUUGCCCCUGAGAACAACUUUGAGAAAACGGCUCAAGCCGGAGGAUAUUACGAUAAUUAUUUUGAUCAUUACAAUGUGGAAAAAAAUGAAAUGGUACCACCAAGACCUCCGUUACCAGGUGGAGAGAUAGCACCUCCAAGACCACCACCACCAGAGACUGAUGAUGAAGAUGAAAUGUUUAUGCAUGCACCUCAACCAAAUCAACCUAUCAUGAUGGCAGCUCAUGGUCUCCAUCAAGAAGUUCGUCAAUGGUCUAGCAAAGAUAAUGAUAUCAUUGCUGCUGCUAAAAAAAUGGCUAUUUUGAUGGCUCGUCUUUCUGGUUUAGUUCGAGGUGAAGGAGGUAAUAAACGUGAUUUGAUUGCUUGUGCUAAAGCUAUUGCUGAAGCAUCACAAGAAGUUACUCGUUUAGCUAAAGAAUUAGCUAGAGAAUGCACAGACAAACGUAUUCGCACGAACUUACUUCAAGUAUGUGAAAGAAUCCCGACAAUAGGAACUCAAUUGAAGAUCUUAUCAACUGUAAAAGCAACAAUGCUUGGUGCUCAAGAAACGCUCCCCACCUGGGAAGAACUGAUGCUAUAUGGUACGGAAGAGGACCAAGAAGCAACAGAUAUGCUGGUCGGAAACGCUCAAAAUCUUAUGCAAAGUGUAAAAGAGACAGUGAGAGCUGCAGAGUGUGCAAGCAUCAAGAUUCGUACCGCGUCUGGAAUGAAAUUACGCUGGGUGCGCCGUCAACCUUGGUACCAAUAUUAGAUUUGUGACACAAUUAUGUCGUAGAUUCGCUUUUGAGUUCUAUUUACCUCUGACAAAAUUUUUUUUUCGAAUCGGUCGUGGACAUGUGGUUAUAACUACAUAAAACAGUCUGCCGUAGUACAGUAGUGUACUAGUGGCUUACGUUUAUUAACCCAAUUAAAUUUUUAUCACCACAUAAAUUACUUUCAGUUUAAUUAGUUCUUUGAAAAGUAAAAUUUAUAAAAUUUCUAAUAUACUUUUAUAAUUACUAAAUUUUUUAUUAAUUAUAUAAUAAUAUUAAUAAUAAUAAUUGUUGUUGUAAUCACCGCGAAAUAGUUAAGUUUAAUCAUUUUUUCGGAUGUCAGGGCCCAUAACAUUAUUACACAUAAGAAUUAUUCUUAUUGUUCAGUACGAUUACAUUAAAAAAAAAAAUUCUUCUCUAAUUCAUGAGAAAAAGACUUGAUUAAUUGAUUCGUCCAUUAUAAUAAAAAUUAUAACUUAUAUUAUAAUUACAUAAUUGUGUUGUAUUAAAAAUAAGUUGACGUCACUUUAUUGUUUUUGCUAAUCAUAUUGUCAUUUUAUAUAAAUAUACAUUUGGAUAAAUAAUUUAAAUUAUUUAAAUACAAUACAUCGGCAUCAUAAAUGUUUAUUGUGAGUAAAUCAACGAAAAAUAUUUUAUAAGAAUACGUCUAAACCCUUUUUACAGGCUUGGAUUAAAUUUUAUCGUACUGAAUAAGCAGACAAUUUUAAAAAUGUAUCAUGUAAAAAUUUUAAAUUAUAUUCAUGUGCAAUUUUCUGAAAUAAUAUUUUUUGUAUGAUAAUGAAAAAUAUUGGCCUUGAUAGUAAAUUAUUAAUAUUUUUAUAAGGUCCAGUGCAAUAACGUUGAUAAUUGUAGUGUUACAAUAUGUAUACUUUUUGCGAUGGUUUUUUUUAUAAUUCAAUGGUGCUAAAAAAUAUUAAAAUGUUAAAUUAGAGUAAAUAAAAUAAUUUUUUUAGAAUGUAAAUGCAAUAAUGUUUUUGAAAUAAGUUUCUUUUUAGAUAAAAAAAUAAAAAUAAAAGAGAGAACAAUAUAAUUUUUGUAACUUUUAGUAUGUUAACUACUUUAAUUUUAAUCGUAAUAUUUUUAAAACAAAACGUAACAAAAAAU